GAUUGAAGCAUCGUCCACCGAGACCCACGGAACUUCAGACACAAUGACAGUAAAUGCCGGGAUUACGUUUUUCGGUGCUAAUCUUGGUCUCCUCCGCGCAUUCGGUAGAAUCAUCGCACGCAUCAACAGCGUCAACGAACACGCUAUAUAUCCCCAAGGACAAGGAAGGACACGUGGUGUUCUUCGCCUACUAAGAGGAGCACUGUGGCAUUUCGGCUGCGAUACGCAAAGCAAACCUCCAGGAUGAUAAAGGACUUCGACUGCAAUCCUGAUUACAACCUCCUGAUUAGCCACGACGCCAAUGUGGAUAGCAUAAAGGGGAUGCAGUACAACUGGGACGGGAUCCAUCCAGGUGAUUUCUAUAACUACGUAGACGCUUGCAUCCGACUCCCUAUGACAACAGUCAACGGCCAUGCCAAGGGCCACUACCAAGUAUGCGACAGUGACAACACGGAUAACGCUUGCAAGGAGUGUCUGGGUUGCGACGAAGAGGAUGCUUAG
Pseudogymnoascus destructans is the source of this 501-nucleotide messenger RNA. RefSeq lists its product as uncharacterized. Bases 244 to 501 code for a protein of 85 amino acids. The record is from RefSeq and is a predicted model, not a curated record. The transcript has 2 exons. Lineage: Eukaryota; Fungi; Ascomycota; Leotiomycetes; Thelebolales; Thelebolaceae.